UGAACGCCUACUUGCCCAGGACUUCUCAGUUCCUUGCUAUACACGUCGUUUCCUUCUCUUUCGCCCUUUUGCGUCACUUUCUCGGGAAAACAACCCCGAAAAUUCUAAAAGAUCCCGAACCGUACCAACCAUGGACAGCGACAAACUCAACUCUAUCCUUGCGGCGCAUAGGCGUGAGGUUCUGGCGGCGAAAGCCCUAAACUCUGAUCUUGAUUUUGCGUUUAACCUCCAAAUGCAGGAAGCCAUAACCGCCUCGCUCGCUCUCAAACCCUCCGCAUCUCCUCCGCGAAACAAGGUUAUAUCGGAAGAUGACGCCGAUUUUGACUGCAUUGCGCUCAUGCUGGAAGAUAUCGAGCGAGUCCAUCAGGAACUCAGAGACCGGGAGGAAACCGAGAGAGAAACGCGAAAGAUGAAGGAAGAUCUCAACCGUAGAAUCCACGAUCAGAAGUUCGCAAACGAGAUUAAGAGUAUUUCCGAUGACUGGUGGCGAGAAUAUGGUGACAACUAUCACAAGCCGUACCGUUCUGGGUCUUCUUCUUCUACGUCUUCGUCUUCAGGUAUGAUGAUAGGGAAAGGGAAAGAGAGCUUUCGGUUGUAUUUCAAAGGUUUGGUCGGUGAAGAGAGGGUUAGAAAUAUUAGAGUGAUGGUGGCGAGUGUUGGAGUUGCCAUUUGCGACCCGAAAGAUAACUUGAUAUGGGAGGUGAAGAAGGGUUUGGAUUUGGAAGGUGGGAAGGUCAUGAGUGUUCAAAUGGCGGAGAUUGAAGCUUUGGUUCAAGGGCUUGAUGCAGCUUUGAGUUUGGAUUUGAAAAGUGUCAACAUUCUCUGUGGUGACUAUAUGGUUACAGGAAGAGUGGAACCAAGAGAGAGGAGCAUUGCUACAUUAGUGAAUCAGGUGGCUCUUCUUCAAAAGAAAUUCAUAUAUUGCGAGCCAUCUCUUGUCCCACUUAGUGAUAUUAAGUUUGCGUUCAAAUUUGCAAGAGAUGCUAUAGUUUCUCAGAUUGCAUGGCCUGUGGAAACUAGUAAAGGCAAGAGUUUGAAGGAGACUUGUGUAAUCUGUUUUGAAGAUAUUGAUGUUGAAAAGAUGUUUCUCGUUGAUGGCUGCUAUCAUAGGUAUUGCUUUUCUUGUAUGAAACAGCAUGUAGAAGUGAAAUUACUAAAUGGGAUAGUGGUCACUUGUCCUCAUGAAGAGUGUAAAACAGAGAUAAAUAUUGCUACUUGUGGAAAUUUCUUGGAUCCAAAAUUAGUUGAGAUCAUGAGCCAGCGCAGGAAGGAAGCUUCUAUUACUGCAACUGAGAAAGUUUAUUGCCCAUAUCCUAGGUGUUCAGCAUUAAUGUCAAAAACUGAGGUGCUAAGGCAUACUAAUCUUUUUCGUGUUGGUGCUGAGCAUUCUGGAGAAAGAAAAUGCAUGAAAUGUGGUUUCUUUUUCUGCAUUAACUGCAAGGCUCCUUGGCAUGACAACAUGACCUGCAAUGAUUACAGUAGAUCAAAUUCUCAUAAAAGAACUGGAGAUGCAAUGUUGAAGUCUCUUGCAAAACAGAAACUAUGGCGCCAGUGUGUGAAGUGCAGUCAUAUGGUUGAACUAUCCGAAGGUUGCUACCACAUCACUUGCAGAUGUGGAUACGAGUUCUGCUAU
Messenger RNA from Carica papaya (papaya), 1633 nucleotides. Lineage: Eukaryota; Viridiplantae; Streptophyta; Magnoliopsida; Brassicales; Caricaceae. The record is from RefSeq and is a predicted model, not a curated record.